AUGUUUGUUUGCGUACGUAAAAUUUUGAUAGUGGCGCAUGGUGUUGUCGAGGACUCUUUGAUAGACUAAACUAACUUACUUGUUACAUGUACAUGUACCUGAUCUGUGCUGCUUAGUUUGCAGCUGUGACUGCUAGGAGUGAAGACGACAUAAGUACAUAGUAUCAGUAGUACUAGACCAAUAAAAGAUCUGAAGGCAUUCUGGCGUCAGCAUUUCAGGAUCUGUGACCUGUGGGUAAAUUAUUUUGACAGACAGUGUAUCGUGCAGUAUGGAGCUGAAUGCUCAGGCACAAGAGCGAGAAUGGCUGAUAAAGAGUCAGGUGCCACUCACCAUCAAUCAGCUGAAACUUUGCCUUGAGCGCUGUCUCAACCUCUUCAAGAUGAAUUCGAAAAAAGACUCUAAAGAAGAGACGGCUAGUUCGAAGCCCUGCAAAUAUGUAUUCUCAACUCCUCACCAGGAAGUGAUGAAAGCUAUCGUGGCAGUAGAUGGGCAUCGGAUUGUUUAUGCGGAUAUAUCCCUUCGUUUGCCAUCAGCCAAGUCCAACUCUGCGCCAGUGCUUACUUCACUGCGGGAGAAUGCUGUUUGGCCACUGAUCCAGCUGCGUACAUCAGGCCAGUGUGUAUCCCGUGCCAUCAACUUGCUGAGUGAUGCAGCACCGGCUGCACUACUGGCCAGUAGCCAUGCGCAGAGUCAUGGUGAUGCGGCGUGUAUGCUCAUGCAGCAGCUGGAGGUAUUACUGAGUAAAGCUGUGGAUAGUCUGAUGAUACCGGAUCAGUGGGAUCUAGGUGAACAAGCUCGAUUGAACCAUCAGGCUAACCUGAGACCGUUUGUCCCCGACGACACCAUGAUAGUUUUCUACAUCCACUGCUCUCGCCUAGUGGCCGCCGUGUAUACCAUUGCACCGGCGCCUCCGCAAGCUGGACCGAGGAUACCUGUGGAUGCCCCAGUCCGUGCCUACGUUGGCUCAACAUUUGAUCGUGGACAGCAAAGACACGAAGUGACGGCGGUCAAUAGGAUUGAAGUAACCAUGCCCUGGGUAGCAGAAGUGCUCUGUCUACUCACAACCGCUCAGCAGCUUUGUCAGCAACUCAAAGAAAAGAUCACACUGAUGAGAUGACAGUAACUUAGUAGUAGUACUACUACUACCAAGGGGUUAUGUACUCUUGCUACUAACGUCACGCAUACAAGUAUGUGUCUAUUCUAGAUGUGUGCACUUUAUCUGAGCCUCCUCUGGAUUCAGUCACUCCUUGAUGACAAACCAGCCAGUGCCAAUGGGCUUAGGAAGCCAUCUCCCCAAACAAAAAAGUACGAUCCAUCUCAUUAUUUCUUCGGUUGGCUAGCCGUGGCGUGGCUGCUUCAUUCUUGCCUUGUUUGACAUCAUUCUUCUUUUAAAACCAUCCAAAAGAGCCUCAUAUUUUCCAAAUCCCUAUGCAAGUCAUAUAAACUUAGACCAUCUUCUGAAUUGUUUUACUUUCCUAACCUCACUCUGGUUUUAGUUGACCGUAUUACUAUUACCACAUGCAAAGCCAUGCAAAGUCAUCAUCAAUAGAAUUUUAGACCAAUCCCGCUCACUCCCUUCACGACAUGUAGGCUUUAGAUAUGUUUUUUUCUGUUGAGUUGGGGGCUAGCGAUGAAGAGCUACACGUCCGACUCCUGUCCAGGUUGUAGAAAGAAACUGGCAGCUCGCUUUCUCAUUUGUUUAAUAUCCGCCAUUGACUGCAUGGCUUCCCAUGGCUCUCAUAUACUUCAUAUAUCAGAGUUUGUGCCUGAGCUUUAUUGUCAUUAGAACUCACAUCCACAGUUUAAUUCUUUAAGUUCGGUAUGGGUUGUGAGUAACCUGCCAUUAGAUCUGCAGUUGUACUGCUAUACCUCCUUAUUCAUUUUUUUUAGUAAGCUGUUGUUGAUGCUGGUGCUGUCGAGUGCUAUCGGCUUGUUUGUUUUUUACUUUGUUGUGUACGUGUGACACUGCCUGGCAGAAUUGUAGUAGUGUUAGUGCAGUAGUGCAAUACAAUCUUAUCAGAGUUUCCAA
Messenger RNA from Sycon ciliatum, 2029 nucleotides. Its product is annotated as protein rogdi homolog. Gene Ontology annotation, cellular component: RAVE complex. The coding region runs from base 269 to 1117 and encodes 282 amino acids. Lineage: Eukaryota; Metazoa; Porifera; Calcarea; Leucosolenida; Sycettidae. The record is from RefSeq and is a predicted model, not a curated record. The transcript is spliced from 13 exons.